This is a messenger RNA of Dunckerocampus dactyliophorus (ringed pipefish), 1084 nucleotides long. RefSeq names its product olfactory receptor 11A1-like. Bases 1 to 957 code for a protein of 318 amino acids. Gene Ontology annotation, biological process: G protein-coupled receptor signaling pathway. Gene Ontology annotation, cellular component: membrane. The record is from RefSeq and is a predicted model, not a curated record. The transcript has a single exon. Lineage: Eukaryota; Metazoa; Chordata; Actinopteri; Syngnathiformes; Syngnathidae. Gene Ontology annotation, molecular function: olfactory receptor activity; G protein-coupled receptor activity.
AUGUUGAAUCAGUCUCGGGUGGACGUCUUGGUCUUGACGGCUUUUCACGAGCUGCAUGUGCUUAGGUUCUUCUACGUGUGCGUGACAUGCGCGGCUUACGUGCUGAUCGUGGUGUUCAAUGCGUCGUUGGUGCUGGUGAUCUGCAUGCGCAGUGCUCUGCACCAGCCCGUGUGCAUCUUCUUAGCCAACCUGAUGUGUAACACUCUGAUCGGCUGCACCGCCUUCUACCCCAAACUGCUGCACGACCUUCUAAGCGACGUGCAGCUCAUCUCACCAGCCGGCUGCCUGGUGCAGGCCUUCUUCGUGCACGUCUAUGUUUCUGUGGAGUGUACCAUCCUGACAGUCAUGGCGUAUGACAGAUACGCCGCCGUCGUGCACCCUCUCACCUAUCACAGCCUUCUCUGCCCCUCGGCCGUGUCCAAGCUGCUUGUUGUCUCAUGGACGUUGCCUCUUGUGGUGUACGCCGGCCUGCUGUCUGCCAGCGGGACUCUGCCGCUGUGCGGGUCCCACGUGGGACGCACCUUUUGCGACAACAGGUCCAUUACACACCUAUCCUGUGUGGACAUCUGGCUGAUGAGACAUUUUGAGCUGCUGCUGGUCGUCGCCUUUGUUUUCCUGCCUCUGGUGAUGAUCUUCUGCUUCUACGUGAGAAUCCUCAUCAUCAGCUUCCAGCUGUCCAAGAGCGGCAGAGCCAACAAAGCCCUGUCCACAUGCAUCCCUCACCUGGUCACAUACGUCAGCUUUGUCACCAGCGUCGUCUUCGAGGUGGUGCAGCCAGCACUAGCGGCCAAGAACCUGCCUCAUUCCUUCACGGUCAUCAUGUCCAUGGAGGGCUUCCUGGUGCCACCGCUGCUCAACCCGCUCAUCUACGGCCUCAAACUGCCACUCAUCAGGCAGCACGUCCGGCAGGUCUUUCACAUUCAGCCACGCGCGAAGGCCACCACCCCUGUCAUCUGAUCAAAGCGCUUAGCACCUGAAUUAAUAAUCAGGCUCGCAUUGACAGGGUGUACACUAUCUGUCUUUUUAAGCGGCAGGUGCUUUGGCAGACAUCCAAUACAGAUCAGCUUUUUUAUCCACAUUUGGA